AUGCGUGAGGCCAUCUGCAUCCACAUCGGCCAGGGUGGCGUGCAGAUCGGAAACGCCUGCUGGGAGCUCUUCUGCCUCGAGCAUGGCAUCCAGCCGGAUGGUCAGAUGCCCAGCGACAAGACCAUCGGUGGCGGAGAUGACGCAUUUAAUACUUUCUUCUCGGAAACGGGCGCUGGAAAGCACGUCCCUCGCUGCGUCAUGGUGGAUCUUGAGCCUACGGUCGUGGAUGAAGUUCGCACCGGUACCUACCGACAGCUUUUCCAUCCGGAGCAGCUGAUUUCUGGUAAAGAAGAUGCUGCAAACAACUUCGCUCGCGGACAUUACACGAUCGGCAAAGAGAUCGUGGACCUGGUCCUUGACAGGAUCCGCAAGUUGGCCGACAACUGCACCGGGCUGCAGGGCUUCUGUGUCUACAAUGCCUGCGGUGGAGGAACUGGCUCCGGCUUGGGCUGCCUCAUGCUCGAGCGCUUGUCCGUGGACUACGGAAAGAAGAGCAAGAUUUCCUUCACCGUCUGGUGCUGCCCGCAGGUAGCAACGGCAGUCGUCGAGCCGUACAACACCGUGUUGUGCGUUCACUCGCUCUUGGAGCAUACAGACGUGACGAUCAUGUACGACAACGAGGCCCUCUACGAUAUUUGCCGAAGGAACCUGGACAUUGAGCGCCCCACGUACACCAAUCUGAACCGCUUGAUCGCCCAGAUCAUCAGUUCCCUGACGGCCAGCCUUCGCUUCGAUGGAGCCUUGAACGUGGACAUCACGGAGUUCCAGACGAACCUGGUGCCGUACCCGCGCAUCCACUUCAUGCUCACGUCCUAUGCUCCGGUCAUCUCUGCCGAGAAGGCCUACCACGAGCAGCUGUCCGUGGCUGAGAUCACGAUGUCCGUCUUCGAGCCGGCGUCCAUGAUGGUCAAGUGCGAUCCGCGACACGGCAAGUACAUGGCCUGCUGCAUGAUGUACCGUGGUGACGUUGUGCCGAAGGACGUCAACGCAGCAGUUGCCACCAUCAAGACCAAGCGCACCAUCCAGUUCGUGGACUCUUUCAAAGAUUAG
Messenger RNA from Symbiodinium sp. CCMP2456, 1050 nucleotides. NCBI's taxonomy places the organism in Eukaryota, Dinophyceae, Suessiales, Symbiodiniaceae. The record is from the annotation of a GenBank genome assembly.